AUGGGAAAAUAUGUAAUCACCGGCAUCAAGGCCGGUGUCACUCCUGACACAGUACCCCUCCGCCUAGAGGUUGACAGUUGGUACCCGGGACAGACCAAGGAACACCUCCUCCAGAACAGCCUUUUCAUCUGGGCUCUACGUUUUCUAGAGGACAAGGAUCCUAAAGAAAAGCUCUCCUACUUCCAGAUCGCCGGUAUCCAUGGAUCCCCUUAUGAGCCCUGGGAUGAGAAUACCCAGGCUCAAACCCGAAAUCAGGGUUACUGCACUCACGACAGCAUUCUCUUCCCUUGCUGGCAUCGACCGUACGUGCUUCUAUUCGAGCAAGUUUUAUAUGAGAUUAUGCAGAACGAGGUGAUCAAGAAGCUUCCCGAAAAUGUGCGAAAAGUUUGGCAUGACGCAGCUGCCACCUUCCGAUUGCCCUAUUGGGAUUGGGCGGAGAAAAAGAAGCGAGGCAACUCGGUCGUCUACGAUGUCCCGGUAAUUGUCAAAGACCCUCAAAUAGAAGUUCUUAACUUGAAGGAUGGUAUAACCGUGGUCAAAAUCGACAAUCCAAUGUACAAAUUCACUAUGCCAGGUGGAGUAGCAAUGGGUUCUUAUCGUGUUGGAGACGUGGAUAGUAAGACGUCAGAUGACAAAAAGACUACUAUUCCGUUUUCCAAGUCCAAAGGCACCAGCAGAUGGGCCCCUUACGAACCUGAUUCGUCCAAUGUCUCUGCCGAGUGGGUGAAUGGAGUGGUCGAUAAUGAGAUGGCGGCCAACGCACUCAGCGACCAUAAGUGGUAUAAAGGAGAAAAGGUGCCCUUGGCCGAGAUGACAUACCGUCUCUUUUUACCACAAUACAUCACUUCGUUCUCUCAGUUCGCCACAACAAAAUACAGUGAAACUCAUGGGGCAGCAUCAUACUUGAACCUGGAAUUUGUACACAACAAUGUUCACAACUGGACCGGCGGUGCAGACAAGUACAUCGGACAUAUGGCAGAGGUUCCAGUAGCUGCGUUUGACCCGAUCUUCUUCAUGCAUCAUUGCAAUGUCGACCGACAAUUCGCUAUCUGGCAAGCCCUUAACGUGGACAACAAAGAUAACUGGUUCGAAAGGGAGGAUGAACAACUACCAGAUAACGGCACUUGGUCGAUUAAGGAAGGAUCCAAUGACACUCCGAAAACUCCACUGGCUCCUUUUCACAAGGACACUGAGGGAACUUACUUUACAUCUGACGAUAUUAGGGACUGGACGCAGUGGGGUUACUCGUACCCCGAGCUUCAACCCUGGCUACCUAAGUAUAAGCCAGAGGGCAAAUUCGACAAGCAGCUCUAUCUCAAUGACAUCCAAAAUCAGUUGAAAAAGCUUUACAGUACUCCCGAGGUGGAGAACGCUCCGGCCGACAUCAUCACCAACGUUGAGUACAAGAGGUUCGCCUUGGAUGGCAUCCCAUAUACCGUAUAUUUCUUCAUUGGUGAUGAAGAUGAGAUUAACCAGUACAAAGAACCACUCUACACCCACCCGAGCCUCGUGGGGUACGUAUACACGUUCACUAAUCCGGUUUACCAAAACCCGAAUGCGCCAGGAUGCGGAAACUGUAGGGUUAAGUCCGCUGAGGGAACAAAGUCGACGGCUCAGAUACCUAUCACCGCCGCACUACUCCUCCGCGUAUCUUCCCCGCAGGAUGUCGCAUCAACGACCAGUGGCCACAGCUUGCCCUCGAUCACGGAUCCCGAACACGUGUCACAGUACCUUGAGAAGAAUCUCCAUUGGAAGGUCAAAGUAGUAUGUUUGAGUAACUUUUCUUCUAUUUGUCCCUCGCGCUCGCCUACCCAUAGAGAUCCUUAA
Daldinia loculata is the source of this 1827-nucleotide messenger RNA. RefSeq names its product Di-copper centre-containing protein. Gene Ontology annotation, molecular function: oxidoreductase activity. The transcript is spliced from 6 exons. Lineage: Eukaryota; Fungi; Ascomycota; Sordariomycetes; Xylariales; Hypoxylaceae. The record is from RefSeq and is a predicted model, not a curated record. The coding region runs from base 1 to 1827 and encodes 608 amino acids.